AUGCCUCCGCGAUCAAAGUCCAAUGGCGCGGAUACUGAUGUAGACGCGUCUAUGUCGGACGUGCCUGAUCGUCGCCAAGGAGAGGGAAUGGAUGUUGAUACCCCCGAUAUAUCGGACUCCGACACCAACCCAAACACCACGGCAAGCAGUGUUGCCGGCGAGCCUGUGGGUGAUGGCCGUAAGCGCCGCACAGAAGCUAAUCAGCUUCGGCGGAGCAUUUUCGGCAAGAAGCACGAUGUUCUUGGUGAAUCUAAGGAGGACGAUACUAUUCGAAGAUUCCGUUACUUACUCGGCCUUACGGACUUGUUUAGGCAUUUCAUUGAGACAAACCCGGACCCUAAGAUUCGAGACAUCAUGACCGAAAUCGAUCGCCAGAACGCCGAAGCAACGAAGAGGAAGAAGAGUGUUGGCCGACAAGGCGGCGCAGCGAGCGAUAGACGUCGCCGCACCGAGGCUGAGGAAGACGCGGAGCUGCUCAAGGACGAGAGACGAGGUGGCGCUGCGGAGGUUGUCUUUAGAGAAUCACCACCGUUUAUCCAAGGCACCAUGAGAGACUACCAGGUUGCCGGCCUUAAUUGGAUGAUUUCGCUUCAUGAAAAUGGCAUUUCGGGUAUCCUUGCCGAUGAAAUGGGUCUCGGAAAGACCCUUCAGACAAUCUCUUUCCUGGGCUAUCUGAGGCACAUUCUUGGGAUCACUGGACCCCACCUGGUCAUCGUGCCUAAAUCUACGCUCGACAACUGGAAGCGAGAGUUCGCCAAAUGGACUCCGGAGGUGAAUGUUCUUGUUCUUCAGGGUGCCAAGGAAGAGCGUCAUGAAUUGAUCAACGAACGCCUCGUCGAUGAAAAAUUUGAUGUUUGUGUUACGAGUUAUGAGAUGGUGCUACGAGAGAAAAGCCACCUCAAGAAGUUUGCAUGGGAAUACAUUAUCAUUGAUGAAGCUCACCGAAUCAAGAACGAAGAGUCCUCGCUGUCGCAAGUGAUCCGACUGUUCCAGUCCCGGAAUCGACUUCUUAUUACCGGCACACCUCUCCAAAACAAUCUGCAUGAGCUAUGGGCCCUGCUCAACUUCCUCCUCCCCGAUGUCUUCGGUGAUCCCCAGGCAUUUGACCAGUGGUUUUCUGGAGACGAUCGCGACCAGGAUACUGUCGUUCAACAACUGCAUCGAGUCUUGCGUCCGUUCUUGUUGCGCCGUGUCAAGAGCGAUGUCGAGAAAAGUCUCCUUCCGAAGAAAGAAGUCAACUUGUACCUUGGAAUGUCAGACAUGCAAGUCAAAUGGUACCAAAAGAUUCUUGAGAAGGACAUCGACGCGGUUAACGGUGCUGGAGGAAAGCGUGAGUCCAAAACCCGAUUGCUCAACAUCGUGAUGCAGCUACGAAAGUGUUGCAAUCACCCGUACUUGUUUGAGGGUGCGGAGCCUGGUCCUCCCUAUACUACGGAUGAACAUUUGGUUUAUAAUGCCGGCAAGAUGAAGGUGCUUGACAAGCUCCUUGCCCGUCUGCAGACGCAAGGCAGCAGAGUUCUCAUCUUCUCCCAGAUGAGUCGUUUGCUUGAUAUUCUUGAAGAUUACUGUGUUUUCAGAGGGUACAAGUACUGCCGAAUCGAUGGUGGUACCGCCCAUGAGGACCGAAUUGCUGCCAUUGACGAGUACAACAAGCCCGGAUCCGAGAAGUUCAUCUUCCUUCUCACUACUCGAGCUGGUGGCUUGGGUAUCAAUCUAACGACUGCCGAUAUUGUUGUUCUCUACGACAGCGACUGGAACCCCCAGGCAGAUCUUCAAGCUAUGGAUCGUGCUCAUCGAAUUGGCCAGACAAAACAAGUUGUGGUAUACAGAUUUGUAACCGACAAUGCAAUUGAGGAGAAAGUUCUGGAACGAGCGGCACAAAAGCUGCGGCUGGAUCAGCUUGUUAUUCAACAGGGCAGAGCCCAGAACGCGGCGAAGGCUGCGGCGAAUAAGGAUGAGCUUUUAUCUAUGAUUCAGCAUGGAGCAGAAAAGGUUUUCCAGUCCAAGGGUGCGGCUGGCGCCAAAGAAGACGGUGCGGAUGUGAGCGAUGAUGACAUCGAGGCCAUUCUUGCAUCCGGAGAGGACCGUACCAAGCAGCUGAACGCCAAGUAUGAGAAACUCGGUAUUGAUGAUUUGCAAAAGUUCAGCUCAGAAUCAGCUUAUGAAUGGAACGGCGAAAAUUUUGCCAACACCAAGAAGGACAUUGGCAUGAACUGGAUCAACCCGGCCAAGCGAGAGCGCAAGGAACAGUCAUACUCGAUGGACAAGUAUUUCCGAAGCGCGAUGUACCCGAAUCCCAAGGCUGAUGCAAAGCCCAAAGCCCCUCGUGCACCCAGACAGGUGGCCAUUCAUGACUACCAGUUCUACCCAGCCAGACUGCGAGAAAUUCAGGACAAGGAAACAGCCUAUUACCGCAAAGAAAUAGGGUACAAGGUGCCGCUCCCUGACGGCGAAGAGGAGAACUUGUCUGAGCGAGAAGCUGAGCGGGCCGAGGCGCAAAAAGUGAUUGAUGAAGCCGAACCUCUCACAGACGACGAAAGGCAAGAGAAGGAGGAACUCUCGACACAGGGAUUCGGGGACUGGAGCCGCCGAGACUUCACUUCCUUUAUCAAUGCCUCCGCAAAGUGCGGCCGAAAUGAUCUUGAUGGCAUCUCCGAUGAGAUUGAGAACAGAACCACGUCUGAGGUGAAGGCAUUUGCCAAGGUAUUUUGGCAGCGAUACAAGGAGAUUUCGGACUACCAAAAGUAUAUCAAGAUCAUUGAAGAUGGCGAGGAGCGCACCCGACGAAUUGAGCACCAGCAAAAGCUUCUCCGCAAGAAGAUGCAACAGUACCGUGUGCCCCUUCAGCAGCUCAAGAUUAACUAUUCUGUGUCGACCACGAACAAGAAGGUCUAUACAGAGGAAGAGGACCGGUUCUUGCUGGUUCUCCUUGAUCGCCUUGGUAUUGAUUCCGAAAACCUUUACGAGACCAUGCGAGACGAGAUCCGGGAUUCACCUCUAUUCCGGUUCGAUUGGUUCUUCCUCAGCCGCUCCCCUGUCGAGCUUUCUCGCCGAUGCACCACUCUCAUCACGACGAUUGUAAAGGAGUUUGAGGAUGUGCCGGCCAGAGGUUCCAAUGGCGUGAACGGCAAGACAAAGCGCGACCCUGACGAGGAGAAUGACGAGGACAGCAUCUUGGGAGCCCCUGCUAAGAAGAAGGCCAAGAACGGUGUUAAGAACAAAGCUCUCGAUAACGUCAAGUCUGCCAAAGGAAGCAAGGCUAGCUCAGCAGCGCCGUCUAGAGCCUCAAGCGUUGCCUCAACACAGUCGACGGGCGCCACUAAGGGCAAAAAGGGAAAGAAGAAAUAG
Clonostachys rhizophaga is the source of this 3348-nucleotide messenger RNA. The record is from the annotation of a GenBank genome assembly. NCBI's taxonomy places the organism in Eukaryota, Fungi, Ascomycota, Sordariomycetes, Hypocreales, Bionectriaceae.